GACGAUUUAGGGAAAUAUUUGCAUUAUUUUGCAAGUCGCCAAAUUAUUUAUUUUGACAUUUGCUUGUUGCAAUUUCGGUUCCAGGCUUGUUAGUAUAUUUGUUUCAUUAUGGAAAAGGUUGUGCGAAUCAGUCCGUUGUAUUACGUCCAUAUUCAAGAUUUGGUAAGAAAGAAGAUAUUUAGAUAUAAUUAUUAAAAGCAUAAACAUUCAAUAUGGCUGUCUGCUGAGCAACACUGUACUUUAAUUUAUUACUUUGCUCCCAGCAACAGGCCAACAAUUUAUUGUUGCAUAUAUAUAAUUUUAUUGAUGACAAUGAAAUUGAGAAUUCAUGAAAUCAUGCAAUAAUGGCAUCAACAAUUAUUCGCUGAAGGCGAGGUGAUUAUCGGUGAUUAUUCAAGAUAAUUGUUAUUAUUAUAACAGUAUUUCAGUUUAGUAUAAUUUCAUAGGUGAUUAUUUGGGGAAAAAAUUAAAAAUAUGCAUUUCUUCAUCAUUUAAUUGACAAAACGGCUUUGGUCUCCGCCAUUUCGAAAAUCGCUUAGGUGAUUAUCACGUUAUAAUCACCUCAAUAGUGAGCUUAAGCAAGUGACGUUUUUGACAACACUGACGGCAUGAGUAACGUCAGAAGACUGGGUCAAGGGCUGUGAUUGGUGAAAAACGUCAACUUUACUUCCGGUCGAAGUCCGUGUUGUCAAAAACGUCACUUGCUUAAGCUCACUAAUGGCAACCAAUCAGCGUGGAGAAUUUUCAAUAAUCACCUAUGUUCAAUGUAAUCAUGCAAGAUAGCUUGAAAUUCCAGCCAAUCAAUAUUGGUCGGUUUAGUCCAUGCAUGACGAAAACAAAACAUGCUGUGGGGAGGGAGGGGGCACAGGGUGGCUGAGAUCUUGACAAAAUAGGUGCUUGACAAAAGUUUGUAUGUUAUGCUGAAUGUAUUCGACUAAUAUAGACUGUUUUUUAUGCCAAUUUGGCAUGCAGAACAUUUUUUGAGCAAUAGAUUUUUAUUGUAUUUUAGUUGUUUGACUAUGGCAUGCUAUUAAAGGUUCAACAAUGUUGAUUAUUAUAAAUUAUAAAUCGGUGUAAUUAACAACAAACUUUCUACAAUGGUGUGUUCCAAAAAUCAUUGAAAUUUCACACUUAACAUUCUACAGUAUGUAAUUUGUUUGUAAUAUAAGUUCAUUUUCAUACUCAGGUAAUCCAAUUAACAUUUAAUAAAAAUUUCCACCAUGACAAGUGAAAUUGCCACCAGACUCUCUACUUCCACUUCCCUCACAAACAUAGGAAGUAGAGGCCGGCCUGGCUUGUGAGGUUGAAUUGCCACUAGGUAGUAGGUUUGACCGUUUGAACAUAACAGUGGCAUAUUUUUUGGGUUCUGGAAAUUUUACCUAACUCUGGUGGCUGUUGUGGUGGACUGAAUCUGUUAUCAAUCACUAAAUGAAUCUGUUAUCAAUUUUCAAUACAUUUUAGAGUACCAAUGUAACAACACUUGAAGUUGGACCAAAGACAAUAGUCCUUCAAGAUAAUCAUAAACUUAUUACGGGACCAUUACCCUUUGUUGUCAUCCCUCCUGGCCAUUAUUGUGAGAUUAAAGAUCCUGUCAAGUAAAUAUUAAAAAACACUAAAUUUUAUUAUAUCCUCAGGAACAAAUAAUGUGGUUAACAUGGUGCCACUUACUGCUGUUAAGUAAAUAUGUAUUCACAUGGGUUGAGAGUGUGGCUGCCCUGUGCAUGAAUCUUAAUAUGCAAAUAGAGUGAUUUGGUUGUUCUCUCUUGUGCUAGCUUUGAGCUUAGAUUUUUCUCUGGUUUUCUGCCCACACCACAAACUAUCUCAGACAUUAGACAACUACACACUGUGCUUGUAAAUGGCAUAUAGAUACGAAUAAGUUGCAGGGCUUGAAAUAACGUUUCCAAAGUUCCCGAUCAUGGUGAUUGGCAGUCAUGACUUUCCCUACUUUUUCAGGUUGGAAAACCUGCUUUUCUGCCGAUCAUAAGCAAUUUCUUGCCAAUCAGUGUUCGGCUGUUAUUUCAAGCCCUGAAGUUGUGAUAUUCACAUACAGAUCUUCAAAAGAAAAAGGUUAUAGAAUAGGUCUUUCUCCCUUAUCUCUCUCUUGUUCCUUUAAUAAUGAGAGGUGAAUAUCUUGUCUCCUUCCUUAAUCUGGCUUUUAAGUUAUGUCAAUUAAAAUUAUUAUUAGGAAGCCAUGUUCUCCUGGUCAGGAACAUGACUUAAAACAUGGUUAUGUUGAAGUUUGCUUUUAUGGGGUAAGAUGUUACAAUCUGAGUAUUUUUUUAACCCAUUGAGUGCCAGCGCUCUCCCGUUGACGAGUAAAAUUGUCUGGCAAUUACACAGAGUAGAAUAGUACAGUAGAGUACAUUAGGGCACAUUGCAAUUUUAACACUGAUCUCAAGAUUUUACUUGUCAAAGAGAGAGUGCUGGUUUGUCAAUGAUAAACUAAAUAUAUUCUCUUUAUUUUGCUUCUUUUUUAUUGUAAAUUAAAAUUUGUGAACUGUAGGAGCCGUUUCCGCUCUAUCCAGGAGAGUGCUUGGUUGGAGCAGCAGAUGAUGGUAUGAAUAAAGAUAUAAAGUUAAAAUGCAGUUUAAUGAUCUAUCAAAUUAAUUACAAAAAAGUCUAUAGGCCAACUAUAGGAACCUAUAGUUUUUAUAGGCAUUUGGAACAUUUUCUAUAGCUGACCUAUAGGGAUGCCUAUAAGCUUAUAGAGCUCCAUCGCCUCCAUGCAGUGGUGCCUAUAAAUUACUUUGAAUUUGUACUUGAGUGAAAGUAGAAGUAAUUAACAAUAAAACGACUUAGUAAGAGUACAAAGUACUGGAGGCAAAACGUACUUAUUUAUAAGUAAGAAUUACAAAUUAAGUAUCCUUAAAAAAUACUUGAAGUAAAAGUAAAUGUACUACUGUCUGUAGAGAGUGUGUGUGUGUAGGGGGGGGGGGGACUUCUCCAAUGGAUUGGCAUACAAAAAACACAAAACAGCACACGCAUUAUAUGCGUGCACCUAAUAUACAAUAUUUCACAGCAUGGUCUAUUUUCCAGACUCCGUUGAAGAUAUAAAAAAAUUAUUAAAUAAAUAAUGCUUAUAAAUAAGCCCCAAACGAGAGAACCUAGAUGCAUGUAAAGUCAUAUUAUGCAUGUAAAGGUCAUAUAAUAAAUCAGGAAUAAAUCACAUAAAAUUAAACAAAAGUUAUAGAAAGUAACGAAGUACUUCGUCACAAAAUGAAAAUAACUAAGUAAAACGUUACUUCUUAAAACGACUUCGUUCCAAGUAAAAGCACUCCAGAAAAAGUUUACUUCGUUACAUGCUGACUUCUCAAAAAUAGUACUCAAGUACAGUAAUGAAUUAAGUACAUUUACUUCGUUACUCUAUGGGUGCCUAAAGCCUAAAGGCUUCUAUAGGGAAUUGAAACAUUUCCUAUAGGCCACCUAUAGACUUGGCUACCUGAGAAAGAUUACGAAACCAAGAACCACACCUUACAUUUUAUGGUUGGAAUUACAUUCUAUAUAUGUAUAUAAUUGUAGAUUUUAAAGCUGCCAUAAAAAAGCUUCCGUUCGUUCCUGAGCAUAGAGCUAUCAAACUUAAAGCAAUUGUAGAUUGUGAAGUGAAUGGUGUCGAAAGAAAAGCUGGUGAAAUGUGGCAGAUUGAAGGACCAACAACCUAUAUUCCUUCCCCUGAUGUCGUAUGUAUUCAGACAAUUAAAUGUACUUUUUCUUGUGAGUUCUUAAAGUUUAUAUUGGACCAGUUAGGAACAUCGAAAAAUCGAAGCUUCCUUUUUUAGACAACAAUGGGUUAUCGAGAUGCAAUAAUCAUAGCAUAUGGCGAGGCAAUUCGACUGAAAGCCAAGCAGGACUUGGUUGACAAAAGUGAUAGGUAAGAAGUGACGGAAUUUAUACUUAUACUGUUUGAAGGUAACGAUAGAUACAGUACAAGUCUGAUCCAACUAGUUCACUGGAUCCAACCAACAUUCAGGAAGAUAAUUAAGGAAGAAGGUGCUGCCAUUGCUCGAGAAACUGCUGUUCGAUCUAUCUUCAUGGUAAAUUCUUUUGAAGAUUUUUAUCAGUUUCCAUGCUUUGUUGUUGAGGUAUUUCAGCUAAUUAUGUUAAUAUUAGAGAGUUUAAGCUUCGCGUUAUACGUCAAACGGCAAACACCAGGCAAAGGAAAAAUUUUACGGUAUCGGGCAAUAAAGAGUAAAUGAACUUACUGUUUUGACACUGAAAUACAUAAUUAUUCUUUCGACGCAAGAAAGAAAAUAUGAAACGAAAACGUUCAACGAAAAUUUUGCCAAGAAAGUUCGAACCUGAAUCAGUAUAGUGGUGAACCAUGUCACCAAGCUCUUCAAAAGAAGUUACGGAAACAUUAAGUUCUUCAAAAAAGUUACUUUGCAGUUUUAAGAUCCUUUUGUCUAUUUUGCGUCAUAUUCACGUUAAACCGUAGAUCUUCUUACUGACAUUUUCUUCAGUUUGACUGCAAAAACCUCAAAGUGGUAAAUUCAAAAAGCUAGCUAUAUACUGUAGUUUCAAUUUGUGUAAUUUCUUUUUCAACAGGAAGCGAGUCACAGGGGAAGAAUGGCUAGUCCGACAGGUCGGAGCUUAUUUACCUGGAGUGUUUGAGGAGGUAAGUAGCAUAUUGCGCACUCGUAUCAGGGCAAGUUCUAACACAACGAAAAGUGGUGGUUGGUGAUGAAUGUCGCCACGAUGACAUAGAAAGCGGAGUAUCUAGGUAGAUUCAAACUGGAAAUACUGUUUUCGUGUACUAUUAAGUUUAAUUUAUAACCAGAAAACUAAAUGUUGUAGGAAUUGCCAGUUGUAGAGGUAUAAUGCACAUGCCAUUAACUAAUGUGUCGCCAAAUCAAGGGGUGGAAAAAAUAGGCAAGCACUGCUCACAGGAAAUGUUGAACAGCUGCAGGAAAUUUCUUUGAAUGGAGAUUUUCUAUUGCAAAUUCGAAGAAAACCUUAACACCCAUGUCCCACUAUGGGCGCAACAACAUAUGGUUGACAGACAUUAUUCCUUGAAUUUAAAACCAUGGUCAGCUAUAGAACACUAUAUGUUUAUGCACAUGCAGAUUUAGCACAAAAACCCUCCGUUGGUGUGCAGGAAAUUUUUGUCUCCAGGUUGUGCUCCCAGGAAGAAAAUUAUUUUUUCCUGCCCUGGCCAAAUCUCUUUUCCGUAUCAUCCCACCAUAUCACCGACGUUUUAUCUUGGAUAAACUCAGUUGUAGUUGCAUCUAAAUGUCGUUUAGGUGGUCAAGGUAGAAAAUGCUUACACAUUGACGUACGACUCCGGUUUACAUCUCAAGGCAACAAAGAAUUGUGUUGAUGCCUUGGGCAAGAAAAGGUGAUCUUAGACUUUAUUGUGAUUGUUAGUUUCAUAUCAUCAUCGUAGGAGUGAUCAUUAUCACGAUAAUCGUCAGAUAAACAUAGUUACGAUGAUCAUGACAUCACGAUAAUCAUCACCGUCAUCACGAUAGUCAUUACCAUCACGAUAAUCAUCACGAUAAUAAUCGUUAUCACGAUGAUAAUAUUCAACACCACCACCAUGAUGGUCCACACGAGAAACAUUUAGGCGUCUGUGAUGCAACAACUCUUCCUCACUCUCCCAUACUUUUUGAUUUGACAGAGAAGAAAUGUCUGAAUAUUUCAAUUAACAUUAUUUGAGACUCUAAAGCCAGUUCUCCACUUCAACCGGAUCGUAGCGAAGCGUAUUUCUUUGUUUCCUGAGCGUGGAACUAAUGACUUCGACACAAAAGAAAAUGCUACGACACGUUACGUUACGUUACGAUACGGUACGUUACGGUACGUUACGAUACGGUCGAAGUGAAAAACUGGCCUAUAAAAGGCCCAUUUCCACUCAGGAAAAUUUUUCGCAGAAAGAAAAUUUUGUAAAAUGUGAUUGGCCAACACAAAUUUUCCGUCGGAAAAAAAUCUUGAAGUUGAAAAUUUUCAACUUUUAACAAUGAUAUUUUCGGAAAAUUUUCUGUCCGUGGAAAUUUUUCUUUGAGUGGAAAUGAGCCUUAAGAUACGAGACUUUAAGAUAAAAGAGGAAAUUAUUCCCGUGUUUUAGGAGUAUUGGUCAGGAAUGGUUAGUAACCAUAGAUGAUGCUGAAACGUACAUUCCUGACGUUGGUGAGGUAAUAUUAACACCCACAAUUUAAAAACAGCGAUUGCUAUCUGUGAAAUGCCUGAUGAUGACAUUUUUACUUUUAUUACUUUGCACUGAUGAAGAUCCGGGCUUACGGAUCGAAACAUUUCCCAAAUAAAUAUUUUUUUACAAAAACAAAACAAUUAUUCAUCACAUUAGGAAGCACUCCGCGGCAUCCGUAAGACAGUGUUAUCAAGAAAUCAGUACUGUAUUGUUCUUGAUCCUGUGGAUAAACAUGGCGUGAAUCAACUUGGCAAGCGAGAACUGCGUGUUGGUGUCACAAGUUUUUACUUGCAUCCAGGAGAAGCUCUUGAAGCUGGAAUUCAGGAAGCGUAUGUCUUGCAUGAUGAUGAAUCUUUGGUUCUUUCAGCAUUAGAUUAUUAUGAAGACGAUACUUCCGGUAAUUCAUGAUAUGGCAAGCCAUAUUUUUAGUAUUACUCGAUUUGUUCAACUUCCCAAAUAUACAUAAAGUCACAACUCCCCGAUUAGACACCGCCUCUCUAAUAUGGACUGUCCCCUACUUCCCGAUAACAUUCUCCCGUUGCUAUUUAGAAUUAACUUCUAUAUAAAAUAUGGACCUUUGGUUGUCUCCUCCAGACUUGCCUUAUCAUUGAUAAAAAAAAACCCUCUCUACUAUGCACAACUAGUUAUCUCGGCUGUAGAGUCUCAGCCUCUUUAAUUUUUAUUACCGAUCUGAAAAAUGUAAACUAUUGACCAAGUACCACCAUGAGUAUCCGGUUAUUAUCCGGUUAUCAUUUCGACUCUUAGUAUCUGGUAGACUCUUGGGAACGAAGUUGUGGUAGACUAUAUCCGAUACCAUCUGGUAUUCGGCUCAUCCCUAUUACGGAGAUUCGCGUGUAUGUAAUGAUAAGCAUUAUUGACAAAUCCAAUCUAAACUUCUUGUAGAUGAUACCAAAGAAAUCAGCCGAACUCCAGGAGAUCGAUGGAUGAUUCAUGGUCCACGUGACUAUAUUCCUCCAAUCGAAGUAAAGGUUGAAACGAAAAGGUGAUGCAUUAAUUAAAACUAUAUGUUAUCGACUAUACUCAAGUAUUUGUAAUUCUUAAGCCCAGGUUACACUACACAACGAUAACGAUAACUUGUAUACACGCGCUGAUUGGUCAAAAAUUUAUCGUUAUCGUCCGACUGAAAAAAAAAUCGCUCAGGUGAGCGAUUUUAAAAUCGUUAUCGUUAUCGUCUAACGAUAAUUUUAUCAUUUUCGUUGUUGUGUGGACACUAACACAAUUUUUUUCCAAUUAUCGCGUGUUUACAAUUUAUCGUAUCGUUAUCGUUGUGUAGUGUGAUCGGGCCUUUAAUUCUUGUGGUUGUAGAAGCUUCUCCAAACUUUAUUUUUAUAUCUCUUCUCAGGAAAGCCAUCACCUUGUGCGAAAACAGUGGCAUAUAUGUACAAAAUACUCACUCAGGCGAGGUUAGUUACGUUAGUAUACACAGGGAAGAGCCUGGGGACGAUGUUGUGAUAUACAGGGGAGGUGGAUGACAGAUCAGUCAGCCCAGUGAGCUCUAUAUAUAUCUGGAGCAAGAACUACAGUCAUUCGGCCUAUGAGAAAAGUGAAGCCAAGAUGGUGGAAUUGACGAGGAGGCAACGAGUUUAAAAAUUGGGAACGCAGCUAAUGGGGGGAAAAUUCAAGUCCCGGAUAUAAAAUCGUGCUCUCAUUGGCUCGUCACCAAUGGGAACACGAAUAAACAUCUGGGACUUGAAUUUACCCCCCAAUGGUUGUGUUCCCUUUUUUUUACUGAAUUAAGAUUACAAUGCCUCCUCUAGUGUUAUUUAUAAUCUCUAUGCGUGCAACAGCUAUGAAGGUCGUAAACACUUUUUAAAGCAUUUCUCCAACUAAUUCCAGUAACGCUAAUCAAGUUUUCAAUCCGGUUUUCCUCCCUCACCAACAACUAACCCUACCAUAUUUGAACUGUAAUCUUUAAUCAGAAAUGGAUCGUUUGGUCGCAGCCAGAGCUAGUAAGCCUAUCGAAUGGCGUUACUCUAAGUAAAUAUCCCCCGCUCUCCUAAAUCAAUGUUAAAUGGAAUUUUUCAUCAAAUAAGAAGUGUAGAUAAUGCGAAUAUGCGACAUUGAAGUGGGAGAUACGCGUCAAGUUUUAGCUGUUUGUUAGGAUUCUUGCAAAAGUGAAUUUGUCCACAUGAAUUUUGGCCAGGAUUGUAGCUGCAAAAAAUAAUUUCUUAAACCUCCUAAUUUUACUCGUUUUACUUACAGAAACACACACAAUAAUAAAUAUAAAACCGCAUUCUGUCCUUUUUUCAGGUACGUGCAAUUCUUGGCCCUCAAUCGUAUUUAUUGAGCGAGUACGAAGAAUUAUGGUCGAAAGAUCUUUCCGCGGAGGUUGAGAAAUUGCUAAGGUACAAACAAAUAGACAAUAAAUUGACGAAUGUCCACAAUAAUAGACAAAGUUUUAAAUAGAUACUAAUAUUAUAUGAAUAUUAUUUUAGCCUGGGUGGUGGUUAUGGUGACGGUACUGACAUCCGAAAGUUGGCGUAUUUUGAAUCUGCUAUCAACCCAGAUUAUGUUGGUGGGAAAGUAAGUAAAUUCUAACUGUAUUUCAGUAUUGCUAGGUUUCACUAAGCAUUACCUAAGCUGUCUGAUAGUGCUUAGUCAAACCUGUAUAUUAGUGAAACCUGUGAUAAAUAUGUUUCAAUAUAUACCGUUUUUAUAGAGAGAUAAAACGAAGGUGGUCACUUACAAAUGUCCAAAAGGGACCGCAAUACAGGUUAGUUAAUGAAUGAAUGUAUAUAUAAUUUCUGUUUGAAUUCAUUUCCAAUGACAACUUUACACCAAAUAGUUAUAAACAUCGAAGAAAUAAGGAAUGAAUACGAAAAUAAAACAAUCUACAGUUUCAAAAACAGGUUUCUCACUUUGCUCCAUGAUUCUUUAAUUUGUGCUGUUUGUGCAGAUCUUAAAUAUUAACAUAGUUUAAACUUUUAAAAUAUUUUUGAAGGUGUAUAACUACAAGGAAAAUACAGCUCGAGUGAUAUUUGGACCCGACAUGGUAAGUCUGUAGAGCGUCGAAAUAGCCAGAGUGAUACUGUAAUAUCCAAGGUCUUGGCUAGAAGACCGGUGUCCCAGGAAAUUCCCAUAAAUUUGUCUCCCCGGUAGGGGAAACAUAUUUCCUGCGAAAUAUGGCCCCUUCUUCGGAAAUUUGCUCCCACCCCCUCCUUUGGAGGGACUGAACAAUUAGAAGCAGAUUACUCAUGAACGUGAAAUUUAUAUGCAACCAAAUGUAUUAUACUGUUUAGUUUUCGAUUACAAGUGCUAUAUUUAUGAAGGAAAGUGGAAAUUAGUUGGGAUAAGCGUCCAAAAUGAAAUUCCGUACACAGUAUCUGAAAAUACGUGGUAUAAGUCAACACCAUUUGCAUGUUUUAGAUAGUCUAGUGAGUCCAUUCGGUCCGUAUACUUUUGUCUUCAUGUUUGUUUCAAAACUUUGCUAAUGACAAAUUACCGUAUUACCACGGCUUAAACUGAAAAGACAAUAGAAUGUUGGUACUUAGUACAAGUUACAACAUACAGAAUUUGCUGCCUUGGUUUAUCUAUUUAAUUAAUAUGUUCUUCAUAUUUUCUAGGUUAUUCUUGGUCCGCAUGAAAAUUUCAAUGUUUUGAGUUUAAGUGGUAAGAAAAUAAACUGUAGUUAUAUUUAUGCAAAUUUCAAUUAAGGUUAUUUCCCUGUGCAAAAGCCUGACUCCUCCCAGUCGCUCAUCCCGCAUUAAAGCAAUCUCGUCCCAGAGUAUGCCCGUUCGCAGGUUAGGUGCCAGCACCUAACCUGCGAACGGGCCUACUCUGGGUACGAGAUUGGCGUUAGAGCAUAGGCCUUUGCAUAAUAUUGUUCCAACCUGAAAGCGCCUGCCCUUUCGAGAAAAUUUGAAGGACUGUGGUGGAGUCGGUUGCGAAAGCAAGCGCAGGAAUCAUGCAUUUCUUCUUUCCAGUUUAGGUGUAGAGCAUUGUGGCUAGAAAUAAGUGGUUUGUGUUUUUAUCUUUUCAGCUGGCAAACCCAAGAAAGAAGAUGCAUUGAAAAGUAUUCUGCUCAUGCUUGGCCCUGAUUUUAUAACUGAUAUUAUUGAGGUUAGAUUAUCGACAACUUAAUUAACCUAACCUGACUAUCAGGCCUUCAUUUUCUUUUAGGGGAAGGAAAGGGAAACGGUAAGAAGGGAACGGAGAAGGGAUAAAGGGGGAUAACCAGGAAAUAAAUCCUGAUACUCUGGUUACAAGUUACCGAGAUAUCAAUCUUGCCAUAAUCCUUUUCGGGAAUUAAAUUUGUACUGGUUUAUACUAGAUAGCUCUAUUAAGUUCUAAACUUCCCUCCCUAAUGAGGUCCAGUUAGGAUCACCCGUUGGGACAGGUUAUUCGAAAUCUCCACCUAUCGAAAUUUGGGGCUGCGAGCAUGGUACAGGUAACUGGAUAUGGCAGGAAUUGAAUCCAGGUCGCUCAAGGCAUAUUCGCUACAGCAAACGAAUUUCUGUAUAGACUGUUCGCAGGCUACAAACCACUAUAUAUGCCAACAAAUUUUAGCAUUCUUGUUUUGCUAUUUUAAUUCUAGUUUGCUUGCCAAUGAGUUUAGCACUGCGGGGAAAUGCCACGCAGACCAUUUUAAUCGGCAAGGGAAAGGGAGAGCUCCUUAAAAGAGUGAUUUCAAUUUAAAAACGAGAAGUGAUGGAAGGUCUCUUCUUUCCAAGAAAGAAGUUUGAAUUUACGGUUGUGUUUCUUGCCAGGUCGAGACGUCCGAUCAUGCCAGGCUGAGAAUCAAACUUGGCAUGAACAAUCAUUUUGAGGUGGAUGUAAACGACCCAGAGUCAAGAAGAGCGAUCUUCUCAAUAUCAGAUUUCAUUGGAUACGCUUGCAGAAAUAUUGGUAAAUGCAGAUAAUAGACAAUUAUCAUUGAUGCUAAGCAAAACGUACUGAAAUUCACACAUCAUUUUCUCUUUGACGUACCAUCUAAAAUCUCUCCAUUUUAGCAUAAUUUUACAGAGAAAGCACUAAAUAUUCUUCAAUACUCACGCUAUAUGCACCCUGUCGAUCAUAUUUCACGCAUCUUUGCGUUCAGUUUGGUGCUGAGGCGUUCGGAUUAUAGCAGUGCGUUGUUUCAGUGGUUUUGGGUUUUUUGGGACACCCUGUACAUGCAGAAAACUGUGACUUUAAUUAAAAGGUCUAUGUUAGGAAGAGGAGGGGCACCAUGCAUGCAAUGGACUUUACGUCCAGUUUGUGCCUUGUCCGUUUGAGUACAGCUCUUUUAAUUGUAUGUUUAGAUGAAUAUUUGUUGAAUUAAUUUGUACUCAAUAAAGUUUAACAAACAAAUAAGUUUCUUUGUCGCUUGAGAAACAUAUCAAAAAUAAAAAAGUGAGCAUAGUCAUAAGUUUUGAGCGCGUCGGUUACGUAACAUACGAAAGAUUCUCCUCUUAAUGAAAUCAAGAGAUGUAGUUACCGAAAGCCAUAGCUGUCUUAAGUACUUCAGCAGUUGGCAACCAUCUGUUAAUUAUAUCAGUGUAAUUAUACUUUUUACUCACAUGCUUAUGUUUAAUACAGAUCUUAUCUUGCAGCCAGUCGAAUUAGAGGUAUGGUUGCACAGACACCGUUUGACCAAUUCCACAGGUAUUCCAACAGUAUCAUACGUAAAGCUGUAUUUGAUGUCGAUAAAGACGGCAAAGUAAACAAGAUGUUAAAGUUUGAUUCCAAUCAACUUGUAAGUGUACAAAUUUAUUUUCGAACGCGGCGAGUAUAGUCUGUUUUAUCGGUUAUAAACGUGCCACAGAAGGAUGUGCCUGGCUAUGAAAGCGGGACCGCUGUGUAACUCGCGGGACACACCGUAAACGUUCAACCACUCACAACAACUGUUUUAAGCCACAUAACGUGGAAUUAUGGAUUAAUUUAAUAAACCUUAUCUUUGGAGGGGGCUAAUAGCCCCUUUUUUCUUUUUUCCUUCUUUUUUAAAUUUGGUGAUGGUGGGUGUUGGCGCCCUCCCCCCACCUAUGGUUACAAACUAUAUAAUGUUGCUUCAGUAGUAAUGUGGAGCUGUAAUAUGUUUUCAGGUUAUAACUCAAAUUGAUGUUCAAAGUAUAGAACCAGUUGAUGAAAAUAUGAGAAACAGUUUGAUGAGAUCUGUUCAGAUGGCCAUUGAAAUAUCUACCAUGUAAGUAAUUUUUAGAUCACUGUCGUCUUGGGAAAUUCACAAGGGGUCCGAAGGCAAACCUCGCCUAACAAUAAUUUCCUGCAUAUAUUAGCAUGAUAAUGGUGGUUAUAUAAUAGAUUCUAAGGAAACUAAACAAGACAACAGAUUCCCUCGAGUUUUCCAUAUGAUUUCAAAUUGAUUGAUUGCGACUACCAAUUAGCUAUUCCUAAAGGCUUUACCCUCAGUCUGCUCUGAUUUAAUUAAGGCAGACUUUUUCUAACUGUUGAAAGACAGUAGAAAGGAAAAUAAGAUGAUUUUUAUAUCAAAUCACAUUCCAGGUCCACUGAAAAAGCGGCAGAUCACGAAGCCAAACGUCAGGAACAAAUUGCAAAAGGAUUGUUAGAAAGGCAAAAGCUCCUGAAUAAAAGGGAAGCGGAAGAGUCACGGAAAACCUUGGCGGAGUUGAAAGCUGUCACAGCUGCGGUCGAGUCCACUGGACAAAGCAAAGCAGAGGCACAGGUAGAGGACUAGAUAAUUAAAUUGAAGUAGAUUUUAAAUCAGUAAACUCAAAUUUAACUGCAACGAUAACGCCUAGUCAUUUGGCCCUAUGCAAAAUUUUUACUGUGAUCACAGAAACUUUAAUAGUGCACUACUACAGGCUUAGGGACCGGUCAUAAAGUAAAAGGAAGUGGGUGGGCUGGGAAAAAUAGGGGGGUGGGUCACUAUUUUUGAGCACGGUUGAAGGGGUGGGUCAUCGAAAGUUAAGCGCAAUCAUAAGGGUGGGCCAUGUAAAAAUAUGCAGAAGAUUGGGCCCCAGUCAUUUUUUUGUGUUAAAAAUUUCCGCGCAAAGAACAAGUUUUCUGGGUUUUUUGGGCUAAGUACCGAAAUUUGGUAUGAAAAAUUAAGAUAAAGUCCUUGGAAAGCAAUUGCUACAUAAAAUUUUUUUACCUAAAAAAAUUGGAAAAGGCGUGGGUCAUAAUUUUUCAGCACCAAUUUAAGGGUGAGCUACAAAUUUUCGUGCAGAUAUUAAGGGGUGGGCUACCAAAAGUGCAGACACCAAAUAUAUGAUUUUCCCAGCGCACCCCUUUUACUUUAUGAUCGGUCCCUUAUGAGUAUAUGACAUGUAUAUAUAAAUACUCCUCAUUGUUUCAGGCGAAAGCAGACAAACUUCUUAUACAAGGAGAAUCUGCUAUUGAAGGUACGAGAAUCAAUGACUGCCAUAGUUUCCAUUGCCAUAAGACCGAUUUACAAUCUAACGAAACUUGUCUUAUACGAUACUCUUAUUCAUACUUUAAUUUUUUCCAUUUUGUUUUAGUUGCUAAAUUGAAGGCUGAAGCAUCUGCAAUUGAAUUUGAGGCAGAAUGUGAUACUGCACAAAAGGUAAAGACGGAAAUUUAACAUUGCUCCGUUCAUAAAAUGAUAGCGUUUCAUUUUCACAUUUCGUUUGCUUCGUCCUGACAUUGUCUUGAUAUGUGUUGUAGAAAAAAGAUAUGGACAUAAAAUUUCAAAGAGAAAGAGAUGAACUUGAAAUCAAGAAGAGUAAAUUAUUAGCAGCCAUUGAAGUAAGUACAUAAACGCAGGAUGAUUCAUAUACAGGCCGUUAUAUUUCAAACAUGUAGCCUUUCUCACGCCGCCAUUUUUGGGUGGCAUUUCAGCUCAAGUCUGUGCGAUAAGUCCACAUAACAGCGACUUUUUAUAAUUUUUUGGACGAAUGAUGGUAAAUUUGCUUUGUAAAUGGUAGUUUAUUUUGAAAAAUUGCUUUGGACAUUGUUUUAAUUGUCUGCAUUGGAUAAUGAAAAUUUGAUGCCACCCAAAAAUGGCGGAUAUUCGUCAUCGUGAGAAAGGCUAAUUGGCCAUUCCGAAGUUGAUGAGUGGACUGGGCACGAGUGUUAAAAAGUGCCCAAAUUAAGAAAUGAAUCAAAUUACUAAAAAGACUACCUCAAAAUUGGUAAGUAUACAAAGUUUGAAGACGUUUACAUGAAUACCCUUCGAAUAAUAAGCUUUCGAAAAUCGUGAUAUUUACUAUGAAAUAUACUGUAAUUUUUGUUUUGGGGGACGCGCGUUCCAAAAGCAAUCUUUUAAUAAGUAAUUUCACAAUUUUCGAAAGCUUAUUAUUCGAAGGGUAUUCAUGUAAACGUCUUCAAACUUUGUAUACUUACUAAUUUUGAGGUGGUCUUUUUAGUGAUGUGGUUCAUUUCUUAAUUGGGCACUUUUUCAACUCUUAAUUUGGGCACUUCAUCAAUUUCGGAAUGGCUAAUAGGUUUGGUCAGAAGGGCUUUGUUCAGAAGGAUAAUGUAAACUAUUACCCUUAGGAAAAUUUCCUAUAGGAGAAAUUCCUAUAAGAAUUUGGGACAAAAUUCCUAUAGGAAUUUUUCCUACAGAAAUUCCUAUAGGAAUUCCUACGUAUGUCUAAAGGAGUCUCGUAUUUUAUCUUACAGUCUUCAAAAGUGACAUCCAUCAUAAGUGCAAUAGGACAAAAGACACUGGAAGAGAUUGCCGCUGAAGGCCCAGAAUGUCAGGUACGGACACCAUUUAAAAUUUUUCUUUGCAAAUAAUGAGGUUGAACUGGUGCUCCCAAUGGCUUUGAAACGUGGGGCAUGCUAUAAUUAAUGAACUGCUAUGGUUUGUGUCUGAACUACCUGAAAAAAUAUCUCAAAGUGGAGGUCCAGUGUAGGUAGUGUUCUACAAUAAGCUCUCGUGAUUUGUAUAUCUGAACCCUCUGAAAAGUAUAUCUCAAACGUGGAGGUCCAGUGUGGGUAGUGUUCUACAGUACAAUAAGCUGUCGAACUGAACCCUCUGAAAAGUAUAUCUCAAACGUGGAGGUCCAGUGUGGGCACUUUUCUACAAUGAACUGACGUGGUUGUGUUUGAACUAACUGACCUGACCGCGUAGCUCAGUUGGCAGAGCGUUGGGCUAGUCAUGGGCGUACCGGGCGGGGGGGGGGCGGUAGUCCCCCCAGUUUGUUGGGCAGUCGGGCAAUAUUCGCUGAACAGUCGGGCAAUUUUGGUUAAUUAAAAAAAUAAAUGGGACAAAUCCUGUAAAUUUUGUGGACAAUUUUGUGAUGUUUCCAAAAUUUUUGUAGGUUCCGGAAAAUUUUGGUAUGUCCGGAAAAAAUUUUUGACCCCUAAAAUGGUACACUGACCGAAAUUUUUUUGGCGACGGGGGGGGGAGGUGGGGGGGAGGUCGUCAAAACAAAUUCCGGAAAAAAUUUUUUCGGUACUUGUCGGGCAAAAUCCGGAAAAGUCGGGCAAAUUUCUUGCCGCCCCCCCUAAAUUUUUCCUUCCGGUACGCCCAUGGGGCUAGUAUUAAGUCGUAGGUUGGAUUCCCACCGUGGCCAGGCAUAUUUUUCAAGCCUGCCCAGUGUGGAUAUACGCAUCUUAUUCACCUGAGAACAUUACACCAACACAGCAAUUUUCAUGAUUAUUACAUUACACUGAUAUCGAAGGAACUAGACUCAGUUCCGAAAUAUCGCAUACUCGAACCGACCUGACCGCGUAGCUCAGUUGGCAGAGCGUUGGGCUAGUAUUCCAAAGGUCGUAGGUUCGAUUCCCACCGUGGCCAGGCAUAUUUUUCAAGCCUGCCUGGUGUGGAUAUACACUCAGAGUAACAUCACACAAGUAACUAAAGAAGAUUAAUAAAAUCAAUUCGACGUAUCGAGCAAAAGCCUAGGCUCGAUUACCAGCCGUGGCCUCAUGCCGGCUGGUAAUCGACCUAGCAAAAACCCUUCGUCUGAAAUUUGUAGCCAAUGGCAAAUAUUGUCGGACCGACGUCAGAACGACUUUCCAUAAAUUUUAAAACAAUGUACAUGACUUCAUCGAACCACGUAUUAAACUAAAAUCGGUCCUGGCAAUGUGUAAGCGUUCUUGUGUCCCACUUUGAUCAUGGAAGAUCAGUACAUCAUGCAAAUAACCAACCUCGUGCCCAAGCUUCCCCAGCUCAUGGUACGAGAUUGCAGUCUGGCGAGGGCCUGGGCUCGAGGAAUAACUUCAAAGAACCUAAACUUGCAGCCAGUUAUAAAGUUGCCGUCAAAGGCACAGUUCAGCUUUUUGAAUGAUGGUUUUUAAGCCGCAUUUCAGUCCUUUUAAUUAGCACCUCUCACGCCGCCAUUUUUGGGUGGCUUUUCAGCCGAAGUCUGCGAUAACUCCACACAACGGCGACUUUCUAUAAUUUUUUGGACGAAUAAUGAUAAAUUUGCUUUGUGAAUGGUUAGUUUAUUUUGAAAAAUUGCUUUUCAUAUGGUCAACGAGAAUUAAAUGCCACCCAAAAAUGGCGGAUAUUCGUCAUCGUGAGAAAGGCUAAUUGAAAAAUCUAACUAUGAAAAUCAAUCAAGCAUAAUUCAAGAUCAGCAAACUUAAUGUUUUUAACAUUUUAAAACAUUUUUAUUGUUAAAAACAUUGAGUUUACUGAUCUUGAAUUACGCAUAAUUGAUUUUCCUAGUUAGUUUUUUCAAUUAAAGGGACUGAAAUGCGCCUUAAAAACCAUCAUUCAAAAGGCUGAACUGUGCCUUUAAACGAAAGUGCUAGACUUUUCGAAGUCUUUCCUCUCGGUGUUUACUUGCUGUUCAUUUCUUGCUGUUCAUUUCUUGCCUUCUUAUGUUGAACAGGCUAAGAUGUUGAAAGGUCUUGGUAUAACGAAUGUUGUAAUCACAGAUGGGACUACACCAAUCAAUAUGCUAUCAAGACCUGAUCAAUGCCUCUACUGAUGUAAUCAAUAUAAUCAUAGUGUUCGAAGUAAGUAAAUUAUAGGAAUUUGCACUGUAAAGCUGGCUGAAAAAAUCCACUGUUGAAGUAAUAUCAUACAACAAAAUUUCAGGAAUGUACAACAAAAUUUCAGGAACGUGCAACAAAAUCUGAUUUCAGUACAUGUUAGUUAAAAAUGUUUACCAAUGUUGUCUUGUGUUUUGUAACUUACAUGCGACCAUUUUUUUGUUAACAUGCAUUGAAAUAAACUUUUGUUGCAGGUGCAACAAUUUUGUUGCUUGUAAUUACUUCAGCAAACCAGACAAAUUUAAUUUUCUCCAUCACCUUAAGAUUGCUCCAUUGAUUUUGAAAAUUAUUUUACCAAAUAAUACUAAUUUAAAAAGCAUACACCACACACAUAUUUCAGGAUAAAACCUUUAAAUACAAUUGUAUAAUAGACAAUUGCGUCAAAAUAUACUAAUUACAAAGGGUCGCCACUCGUAGAAAGAACUGAUUCGCAAACUACAUGACCAGGCCAAUUGGGAAAAUAAAAAGCUAAUAAAACAGUAAAUACAUUAAAAAUUUUUACCUAUAGGCACAAAAGUAGUUGCACUAUAGACAUAGUUAAUAUAUUGUAAAAUGGCACCAGUUCUUUUUUUUUGGAGUAGCCGAUCCUUUAAUUGACUAUAUAAAUUAGAAUUCACAUGAUAUAUCAUAAAUAAUGUUGAGAACAUGCAAACAUUUUGGACAAACAUUACUGCUGAAUAUACUAUAACUAACUAAAAUAGACAUAAUAAAAGUGUCUAACUAAUGCACUAAAUGUUCUGAGUACAACCAACAUGUUGGCUUAAUCUAACUAGGUACAGAGUGUCUACACAUGGAGAUUUAAAACUUGUAUGUUGUAGAGGGGGUUCAAACUACUCCAGGUUGGGGAACCUCGGUUAGGUGUGUUUACACUUCAAACACUAACUUGAGUUAAAGUUAGCCUGGGAAAUCCACAGCUUUAAAGAAGCUUUUGAAGUGUGAAACAACAUGGUAUGUAAAAAGCAUGUGUAAACUUCACUCUGGUGUCAUAGUAUUUAUAAAAUAAAAUUGAACAGUUUAUAAACUGCUAUCGUCAACAUCCUUUCACAAACCAUAUUCAUUUACCUAUUAAGAAUGCCCUAAUAAUUUUUUGUUAUCUAUAUAUUACUAAUUUUAAAAACAUUUUUUGGCCAAAACACAAAUCAUGCACAACUGUAUAAAAUAAAUAUGGUUUGCACAUUAAGCUAGAUAAUAAUUUUUUGUAAUAAAUAAAUGUUUUAUUGCUCCGUUGCUUUAUGUUUUCUACUUUGUAAAAGAAAACCAAAACAAUUUUAGGUUGCUCAAGGCCCCGUAUAGACUCCCAAAAGAUGUCUUCCAGGACAAACUUAGGGCAAACGUGUUUCAAACAUUGACUGCACAUAUGCAAGAGAAUUAUAUCUAAAUAUCAUUUUCCAAGAAACUAGUUAGAUUUUAACAUCAGUCUAUGGAUCCAAAGAUCCUAUGCAGAUAUGCAUACCUGUUUGAGAAUGUACCAAUGAUGUAAUCUGAGGUACAAGUUAUUUUCUCUUAAAACUUUUAUUGUAUUAUUAUACUAAACAUUGAUGUAUAGUCAACAUUUGAAACUUGCUACAUGAAAUGCUGCUACACUUGUUGAUCUUUUUAAACAGUGUGUAUUACAAUGCGAUUUGAGGCUUUUUUCCAGCUAAGCAUAGUUUUAGUCUGCUUGUACCUGUUACGUUUAGCCUAACGAAAGACAUUCUGUGGUUCUAGUUUCAUAUCCUAAAAAAAUUAGGGUUGGUAGGUUUUUGAUUCUUUUUUGCCAUCAGUGUGAUCAGUUGGUAUUAUCAACAAUUCAAGAAGCCCUACAUCUAACUGUGCAAACGGACACCGUAUCAUAAAUCCAGUAACAAAAAUAUGGUCAGCAGGUAAGCAAGCAACCUCAACCAUAUCCAAAAAGCAUUAGAGUCAGCAUGAAAAAAGAGGGUCGGUCAGGAAACUAGCACCACAGGAUAUUUUCUUAGACCUUAUUGUUCCCAAUAUGAAGGCCAUAUGGACAAUUAGCCAUCCAUAUUCACACAAAGGAGUAUUCAGACAAUUAUUUGAAUCAAGUGACAGUAAGCUGAUACUGUACUAGAGCAAUCUUCAAUGUUUAGCUUUCAUCAGCUUUCUUUGCUUGACCAGACAUGAAUUUGUAUCAUAAAUGACAUGAAUGCUUUUCUUGUAUGAUUUUAUGAAGUAUGUUUUUGCAAUUAGCAUGUACACUGAAGAUCUAGUUAGUGUUUUUAAAUUCUAGAAGUACAAUACAUCUACACAAUGUUAAAAUGCUUGAUAAUUUCUAGUCCAUGAAAUAUAUCCGCCUGUUUAUAUAUGUGGGUUGAAAAACAGGCCUGAUCAAGCAUGGUCUGGCGAGAACGCGACGACAUUGUUACCCUAGCCUGGGUCACAUAAUACAUUUUUAAAUUUCGGUUGCCAAAGACUACUGGUUAUAUUUGCAGGAUUUGAAAAACCAGUAACCUCCUAGCUACAAAUAUCAAAUUUCAAGCAGGCUAAUUCUUGAACUGAACUUUGAUCAUACUUGGAUAAAACAAUGCGAAAAUGAGCAAAGUUCAUAGGGUUUUUUUUGGAAACAAAUCAAUUAUACCAUUUCACAUGACCAUGUUAUCUUUGGGUGUUUGUUCUAGUCAAAAACCAUUACAAGACCACACAAAACCAUAAAUCAUGGUGAUUGCUUGACCAUUGGACUAAAUACAUACUUUACUAUUUCAAGAUUUGCAAGUCAAAUAAAUGUUACCAAGCAAGUCAUGAAAUAUUGUGGCAACAGGUCAAAUCUAGAAUCAACUGCAGUUGAUUAAAUUACUUAAGAGGUAUGUUAGGAAUGUUCCCCUAAGACAAGGGAACAAAGCAGUAAUCUACCACAACAGUGCAAGCUAUGCAAACUAUGAUAAAAAUAAUCAGUCUGGGAACUUAAAAUAGCCUCUUAUUUGCCAAAGAAUUAAGUACUAUGUUUUUGUCUACAAUGUAGCAACAUUUCAUUAUUACAAUUGCCCGCAGGUGUCGGCAUGAGACAAAAUAUCUUUUCUAAAUCAAAACGGAAAUAAAAGUAUGCCAAACAAAGGUGUCAAAAGCUCGCAAAUAUUUCCGAUAUAUAACUAUCGGUCGUCUUUCCUAAUUUAACAAUAUAAAACAAAAAAAUUACACUAAAAUCUGCACAAUAAAAGCACAGCACAAGUCAAAGUGUGCGUGUCGCGGCAGAUUUGCAACAUUCUAACACCGUAGGGGCAAAAACUUUGAAAUCAACAAUAGCGCAUACCUUGCGUGUUUUUACCAACUAAACUCGAUAGCCUUGUCCGAUGUUAAUAUUGUCCUGUUCUGCGCUUUUCACUGCGUUUGUUUCAACAAUAGGCGAAACGCGUUCAUUGUUAUUUGACUCGUUGCUUUUGAUAACAGACGUUUGCACGUGCGAGUUGCCGUAAGUCGGAGAAUGUCUCGCAGAAUUAGGGGGAGAAGCUGGUAUUUCGGAUGGCUCUGUUUUAAUAUUGAUAAUCCCAUUUGCAUUACUGUUUUCAAUUGCGACUGUCUGUGUAAUAGGUUGCGUUAUUACCCGCACGACUUCGUUGGGAUAACUUGUUGUCACGUUACCGUUUGUUGUUGUCACAGGAGCUUGUUGCACAACUGCAUUCUGACCGUUUGUUGUGUUGGGCCUGAUAAUUACACUGCCACCUUGCACAAAUACAUAUGGAGUAUUUAUAUUGUUCUUUCCAGAGCCGGGGACCUGAGUUAUAAUUGUGGAGGUCGCUUGAUUAGUAUGUUUGAGGACAGUGACAUUAGAAUACUGCUGUUCUUGCCAUGGGCUAGGAAGGCCACCUUGAGAUAUGUUAGUGUAUUGACCAUAGGGCCGUUUCAUCCCCCUUUGCCUUCGUUUUGGUUUAUAUUUAUAGCCAGGAUUAUCUCGUUUGUGUUGCUUGUCCAACUUGGCUGCCUGUUCAACAUACGGUUGCUUCUUUUCAGCAGGCAACAUGCGCCACAGUUUACCAAGCAUCUUACUUAACUCUGCAUUAUGAACAUGAGGGUACUGCUCCGCUAGUUGUCUUCGCAUUGAUUGCGCCCAGAUCAUAAAACUAUUCAUAGGUCUUUUAAUAUGGCCUUCUUUACCGUUGUCUAUCGCAAAUUGCUUCGCGAGUGCCUCGUGGCGGCCAUUAUUGUCUUUCGCCAACUCUGCCCUUGCGAUUGCUUCCAUAUCGAAAGUAGCCGGCCAUUUCGUUUUACUUUCGUCAUCAGAAGUAGCUUGUCCUUCUUUCCCGACAUCGUUAAUGUGUUCUCCUUUCCCGCCUUCGCUUGAGACGUUCGCUUGUGGCCCGACGCCAUUGCUAUGUUUGGUAAGCUCUGCUCGUGCGAUUGCAUCCAUGUCCAAAUUCGCUUGCCACACUUUGUUUUCGCCGUCAGUUGCCGAAAGAGGUUUCCCCCCUUUCCCGACGUUGUCUUGUACAAUUCCCAAUGAAGAAAUGUCUGGUUUUACAUCGAAUUCUGUAGCCAUGAUGUUGUCUCUCUCGUUAACAAAGCGACGACUAUUGUUCUUAGCCAAAGUAAAAGCUAUUGUUUUCAAAGUCACGUGGCAAAAGCGUCCCUUCAGGGCUUUUGUCAGAUGAUACGAUAUGUAUUUAAUGAACUAUUUCCUUUUGCCUCUAUUGCUACCGCUUUCACUAUAAAAAACUUUCCCUAAAUAGCCAUUCCCCUCGUGGCAAGAAGACUUGAUUCAGCUAGACAGCAAGCGGUUGAGCAGCGGAAAUAAUGGCA
Molecule: messenger RNA, 21757 nt
Organism: Paramuricea clavata
Lineage: Eukaryota; Metazoa; Cnidaria; Anthozoa; Malacalcyonacea; Plexauridae
Source: the annotation of a GenBank genome assembly